AUGUCAUCCAACCAACCCUUGUUUGCCUCGGAACGACGCGACUCGUCGACUCAUUCUGAAGAGAGAGCUGCCCAGGAAGAUACAGCGUUGCUCGGCGGCCAGCGGCCAGACGAAUCUCCACCCCGAAGGAGUGCCAAAUUCUGGCGAGAAGUUGGUCUAUUUACUUGGGCAGUUCUAGCAACUGCAGCUGUGCUUGUAUUGGCGGUGGUCCUUCACAAUCAGGCUGCCCAUCAUGGUGGAAAGAAAGCCAAGCCUUCAGGAAAACGCAACUUAAUUUUCAUGGUAUCGGAUGGGAUGGGACCUGCGAGUCUUUCUUUAUCUCGCAGCUUUCGCCAGUAUCAAAGCGUCCUACCCCGCGAUGACAUCCUCGUCCUUGAUCAGCAUUUUAUCGGUUCCUCACGAACGAGAUCAACUAGCAGCCUUGUGACCGACUCAGCAGCUGGAGCCACUGCCUUCUCCUGUGGGUUGAAGAGCUAUAAUGGGGCGAUAUCAGUUCUGCCUGACUACACACCAUGCGGGACGGUCCUUGAAGCUGCGAAAAAGGCAGGCUACAAAACGGGCCUAGUUGUGACAACCUCUGUCACCGAUGCCACACCUGCAAGCUUUGCAGCGCACGCUAAUUACCGACAGGAGGAGGAUUUGAUCGCUCAACAAGAAGUUGGCGAACAUCCUCUAGGACGAGUGGUGGACCUCAUACUAGGAGGCGGUCGCUGUCAUUUCCUGCCGAAUACCACAUCAGGAAGCUGCCGAGGAGAUGAUCGAGAUAUUACAAAGUUAGCUCAAGAAAAGUAUGGGUGGAAUUAUAUCGACAGCAAGCAAGACUUCGACUCCCUAGAGGGUGCCGUCAAGCUUCCGCUGUUGGGUCUAUUCGCAGAUUAUAACUUCCCCUUCGAGCUUGACCGACGCAACAUGGAUGAUAAGUAUCCUUCCCUGGAUGAGAUGGCACAAACUGCUCUCCGGGCUUUAGAGGCAGCUACCCAGGACAGUGACAAGGGAUUCUUCCUUAUGAUUGAAGGAAGUCGAAUCGAUCAUGCUGGUCAUGGAAAUGACCCCGCUGCUCAGGUCAAUGAAGUUUUAGCAUAUGACAAAGCGUUUGCAAGUGUUGUCAAAUUCCUUGAGCGAUCAAAUACCCAGGGUGUCCUUGUUGCAACCAGUGAUCAUGAGACUGGAGGACUAUCAGUCGCAAGACACUGGGAGCUAGUUCCAAGUGGCGAACUCAGUCCCUCUUAUCCAGGUUAUCACUGGUACCCGGAAGUUCUCGCCAAUGCUUCGAGUUCUGCUGAGCAUUCCGCUCGACGCCUAAGAUCCCAUAUUUCGAAUGGCGGUGAUAAGCUCAAAGAUUUCGUGAGUGAGGAGCUUGUUCAGGAGGGUCUUGGUAUUAUGGAUGCUACAGAUGCCGAAAUUAAAAAUGCCCUCGAUAAUCCUGAAGUCAGCCACUAUAUAUUUGCCGAUAUGAUUAGCCGGCGCGCACGAAUCGGCUGGUCUACCCACGGCCAUUCAGCGGUUGAUGUGAAUAUAUAUGGAUCAUCUGGAUCAGACCCUCUUCGCGGAAACCACGAGAAUACUGAGGUUGGUAAUUUUCUUGCGGAUUAUCUAGGUUUGGAUAUUGAUGCUAUUACGGACGAGCUGGUUAAAAAGUCCUCCGACUUCAGCAUCAACAGCAUGGGCGGAGCGCCUUGGACAGGACAAAUCCCAACCGAGGAGAUGUUACAGUCAAUGGAAAUGACGCAUGGGAUGGUUCAUGAAAUGGAACCAUAA
Molecule: messenger RNA, 1758 nt
Organism: Venustampulla echinocandica
Lineage: Eukaryota; Fungi; Ascomycota; Leotiomycetes; Helotiales; Pleuroascaceae
Product: Alkaline phosphatase
Exons: 5
Coding region: 1-1758 (585 amino acids)
Biological process (GO): dephosphorylation
Cellular component (GO): fungal-type vacuole membrane
Molecular function (GO): alkaline phosphatase activity
Source: RefSeq, a predicted model, not a curated record